AUGUGAAUGAAAUCAUAAACAACAUCGACUCCUACUUCACAGAAAUUCACUUAUCACAGUCAGGUCUGGAACAAAUUAACCGUGAUAAAGGAGGGACAGCAGUAGUUUGCAAAAUACACAAUUUCUGCUCCACAGAUAAUAUUGACCAAGUACAGGGACUUUGGAAACCCAGUAAUGGUGAGUGCAGUCAGGAAGUUCUCAGACGCCAGCUGAUAUUAAAUGAUGCAAGGCCCAUUUUUCUUGCUCCCAGUUCGUCUUAACCGUAAAGAUAUUCUCAACGCAUAAACAUAACACACUUCCAGCAGUUUGGGGAUUUUGUGAAAAGUCAGCCGAGCUCCAUCCGUUUGUAAAAUACUGUGCAAAAUUGAUCACUGAUGAUCAGUAAAUGAAUAAUCAGCCCUUCUGGUUGAGCAGAGCAAAAAAAACAAGUUGCACCCGCAAUUGCUGACUCAGGUGGAGAAAUCGACAUAUCUGGUGAUGUCAGACGUGCUUCAUUUCCAAAUAUGAGCUUUUUGUCCUGUUGUUGGAUAAAUAGUGAUUGUGAACUGUGCCCUGCGGCCUUGUAGUGUCGAGGUUUGAAAUGAACCCUUUAUCUCCAAGCUGCUCAAUUUCUGCUCAUGUCACUCUGCAAGCACGCGCAUCCUCAUGCUGUGGCGUUAGCUUGAUUGAGUGCACAAGACGUGGUGAGAGUUGUGUCUGGCCAGCUGGUGACUGCUUCACCAUGACAACCUGCUCAUGAUGCCCUGAGCAUCCCUCAGUUCCUGGCUGAGAGCAACAUCGGUGUGCUGGACAACCCUUCCUCCUUGCUUGGCUAACUUGACACUGCCGCUCUGUGAGGAGAUGAUGCUAAAGAAGGAAGAAGGGGUGAGCCGUGAAUUCAAAGCACGCACUUUGAAUACUUGAUACAGUAAUAAUAUUAGACAUUAGAUAUUGUCCCGGUUCGGGUGGCAUUGCCAACAGUCUGGCCUGACAUCAUCAGCAGUGUAGUUCCUUCUGUUGUUCUCAUGGGGAGACAGUCACUUGGGGACAAACACCGCAACAUGUCCACUCUUCAGAUAGCAGCGGCUGCACAAAUGUCCAAAUAUUAUGAAAUGACGCUUUUCAUUGCAAGAACUCACACAGAUUGAUGACUUUUACAGAUCAUACUCUUCAUUCUUUGACGACUUCUGUCACUGAUUUCUUAAGACGCCGCAUUGUAGAUGACGUGCAGUCUCCAGCCUUGAACUUUGCCGUGAUGUAUGAGGCGCCUUUUGUGUCGUAGCUCACAAUCCUCAUGAAUAGCUGAAAGUGGAGAGAAAUGAGUCAUAUCUGCGCAAAUGCUUACCAAGGACCAAUGUCAAUACUUACAAUGGGAUGUGCUGUCAUUGGCUGUCCUGUUGCUGCUGCUGUCAUAUAUAGUCCUCACCGCCUCCUAUCACCAGUCGCUCCUCUGCUCCAACCUCUGCUGCUGGAUUCUCUCGAGUCCCUUCUGAGAAAACUACCUGAGACGUGAAAAGGAACGUGCACCUGUCACUUUCAAGGAUGACAGCCUUUAUGACACGGUGCCAUGUACACCUGUUGGCGUGUGCUGCAACGAGCCCCCAUCCAGGACCCUGACUUUGGAUCUGAAGGAGCUAUACGAUGGAAGAGGCAACAGAGGUGCGAACAGAUGGCAAUUCUCUGCUGAAGGCCAUCUCUCUGAGUCGUCUUCGUCUGACUCGGCUGCUGCUGGAAGGAGGGGCUUACAUCAACGAGAGCAAUGAAUACGGCGAGACUCCGCUCAUGGUGGCUUGCAAGACACGCCACUCAGACGCGCAAAGUGUUCCCAAACACAAGAUGGUUCAGUAUCUCCUGGAAAAUGGCGCCGACCCAAACAUCCAAGACAAGAGUGGGAAAACUGCCUUGAUGCACGCUUGCCUCGCAGAGGCAGGAAGUGAAAUUGUGUCCCUCCUUUUGAGCAACGGUGCUGAUCCAACCGUGGAGGACACGGCGGGGUUGUCGGUGGUAGUUUACGCCAUUAAUGCGGGCAACAGGGACAUCCUCAAGAUCCUCCUGGAUGCCUGUAAAGCCAAGGGCAAGGAGGUCAUCAUUAUCACCACCAACAAGCUGCCAUCCGGCCAUCAGACCACAAAGCAGUACUUAAAUGUUCCUCCACAACCUGACCUCGAGGACCGUUUGCCCUGCCCUCCCACCUGCUCUUCUGCGUACAACAUCCAGCGCCGAAUUUCUCCACAGGGCUCUCCCCAGCCUCUGAGAAGUACACAGUGUCCCGGCCGAGGUGAAUGUCAGCCAGGUUUUCCAAUACGUGUUCCUAAUAUGGAUAAGCGCCUCAGUCUUCAGCCAUUCCACUCAGAGCAAUGGUCUAAAAGUCCAUCCAUGCUGCUCCAGAAGAGCCAGAGCUCCUUGCUGACGGAAGAGCAGGCAGAAACAGCACCUGAGGAGGAGCUGUCCUUCAGAGGCCUCAACAUCCACAGUCAGCCCCAAAGUGCGGGCGGGAAAGAUGCCCCGCUGUCAGGGAAUGACAAAAGAGGGCAAAAUGCACGACGCUUUGCUCGAAAGAUGUCAUAUGACAGCGCCGCAAGCGCACAGCAUUCUGCUUCGCACCCUAACUUGCACCAGGAAAACAAGUUUUCCAAUGAAGCCACUUCUGCCAAUGAAAGUACAUAUGACGGUCUUGGACACUUCAAUGUCUCUAGUCUGCAAAAUGUUAUUCUUCGACGUAACAUUGGUGCUGACCAUUACAGUUCCGAUUCUCAGUUGUCUCAGUUUGGGAGCAAAGACAGAAGCUCAAAAGGACCAGCAAGGCCCAAGAUGGCCAACAGCAGGUCCUCCACCCUGUCAGGUUCCAGAGAGUCUCUGGAUUGUUCUAUGCAGCGAAGAGGGCUUGUUGGUCUGGAACGAAGAGGCUCCGGGGCGCUGCUGCAGGAUCACAUUGCCUCCACUCGGCCAGGUUAUCUCCCCCCUCUCAACCUCCAUGCUCCUAUUCCAGAUAUCGGUGUCAGCUCCGUCUCCUUGUGCCCAUGGACUGGAAGCAGCAAACCAGUGAAAGGUGGUUUUAAACCUAUUUUCCCGAGGGACCUAAAGUCUCAUACCACUCUGUGGAGGCGCCACUCCAUGCAGAGUGAGCAGAUCAAGCAGCUGGCUAACUUUGAACAAAAGUAGGAACACUAUCUUUUUAAACGGAGAAACCACAUGUACCCUCUCGAUUAUUUGGAAACUGUGAAGGACAACACGCACAAUUCACUGCACUUUGGCAUAGCUUCUACAUCUAAAUGUGUCUCUCACAUCACAAGGCCCGACUCAAGGCAAAUCAGAAUUUGAUUCUGGUUGCCAAUAGCAACUCAACACAAUGUAUUCGGUACCUGGGCCACCUCUUAAAAUCACCACUAUAACGUCACUGCACAACAACUCCAAACUAAAAACCUCUACACUACAAAAUCAUCUGGAUUAUUAUCAUCCCGCAACAUGAGGCGAUGCUUGCGGAUGAGUGACACAACAACGGUGCAUUCCAAAUACAGUAAAAUGCACCUCUGCUGCGGAUGGAGUGGUCCAUGGUGGCACUGAAGUAGGAAUGGUAAGAAUGGCCGGGCACGUACGCAUGUUAUGGACAACAAACAGGUUUUGACCAUAGCAAGCAUAUGUGCGAUGCCCUGGAUUGGCGUAUACAGCAAGUACUUGGGGCAAAGGGUGGUCACUGCAUAUUUUCAAACUCCCUCAGAAUACCCCCAUACAAUUGAACUGCACAUGUUGGAGUGGCCCUUUAUUGUGGCCAACUUGUGGCAUCAUGCUGUCUCAUCAGCAUCUUGUCAAAUCCGUGACGCUGAUAAUUAUGCUAACCAAUUAUGCUAACUAAUACUAUAAUGUAAUGUAAUAAUGAGUACUAAUAAUUAUUACAAAUGUAAUAAUGUAACAUACUAUACUGUAAAUGAAAUAUUUUAUUGUACUGUUUCUGUAAUAUUAAAUAUGACAUGUAGAACAAGGGUUUUGAAAAAGUUGUUUUUUCUGUGUGUAAAGUGUCUAUUAAUAUGUGUGCCAUGCUUGAUUGACUGGUCCCGGGACUAGUCUGCCAAUGACCUAAACUUAGCUGGGAUAGGUUCCAGCUCAUGACAACCUUAAAUAGACCGUCUAACCCUAACCCUGCUCCAAUAUUAAGACACUCGCGGGCGUGUGCUUGUGUACCUGUACACGUACCUGUGAAACCCAGUCAGAGGGUUUCACAUGUAACCUGUAAGGAAAAAAAUUAAGUCCAAAAAGGAAAUUUAAUUAAGAAAUGAUACUUUGAAACUCAAAAAGAGAUGGUUGGUUGUCAAGGGGCAGCCGUGCAUGUCUCUACAGCCACUCAUUGGGGAUGGAGGGCUCAGUCCCAGUAUCCCACCCACAAGCAUCAUUAAAGGCAUAAAAUCAUUGUUGCUCUGGGAUGAUCUAUGAACACGAGGUGCAUUUUACUGUCACUCAUCCACAAUACUAUACAUACUGUAUGCUAUACUAUACAUACUAUACUAUAGCAAGUGGACACAGUCAGCAGUUAGAAGAUGCACUAACCGUGAUGUCAACAGUAUGUCUAAUGCAAGUGUGACAGGUCAAUACAGAUUGAUUAUUCUUUUAUUACAAAUAGAUGAGCACCAUCUCAUCACACAUACGUUAUAC
Messenger RNA from Doryrhamphus excisus (bluestripe pipefish), 4626 nucleotides. It is a transcript of the gene ankrd34bb, whose product is annotated as ankyrin repeat domain 34Bb. Lineage: Eukaryota; Metazoa; Chordata; Actinopteri; Syngnathiformes; Syngnathidae. The record is from RefSeq and is a predicted model, not a curated record. Gene Ontology annotation, molecular function: protein binding.